Myxocyprinus asiaticus (Chinese sucker) is the source of this 8092-nucleotide messenger RNA. RefSeq names its product zinc finger protein 609-like. The transcript is spliced from 9 exons. The coding region runs from base 555 to 4748 and encodes 1397 amino acids. Gene Ontology annotation, biological process: regulation of transcription by RNA polymerase II. Lineage: Eukaryota; Metazoa; Chordata; Actinopteri; Cypriniformes; Catostomidae. The record is from RefSeq and is a predicted model, not a curated record. Gene Ontology annotation, cellular component: nucleus.
UGGAAGGGACCGCUGCUUCAUAUACCUGACUGUGUGUAUUAUUUCUGACAUACUGUGAUCAUUUGGAAUCUGUUGGAUCGAGAAUUAAGGACACUUGCUGUAUUUCACCCUCUGGGAUCGAAACGGAAGGUGAAAUGUGUAAAAUGCGGCUUUUCCAGCUUGUUUUUCCUUUAAUUGUUUUUGGACCAGUGUGGAGAGCAGUCCAGUGAAUCAAGCCUGUCUUUGGAUCUUCAGUGUGUAUGUAUGUAUGUGUGUGUGUGUGUGCAUGCAUGAAAGUGUGUGUGCAUGAGUGUAUGAGUGUGAAUAUGUGUGUGUAACCACUGCAAAAUUUUCUUGGAGGGGAUUUUUUCAAAGGAGUAUAUUUUUUGGUGUGUCUUUUGGAUCUAUGGAAUGCAUCUAGUCAGGACUGGACCCUUUGGGGGGGCAACAAUGUGGGUUACUGGGAAUGGGAAACCAACAGGACCCUAAGGCUUGUGUAGAUGCACCUUCUGACUGCCUCAGUUGUCUGAGAAAGUCAGACCUCCCUGUGGCACGCUUGGGCCGCUGGCAAUAAGAUGUCCCUCAGUAGUGGCACUGCAGGCGGGAAAGGUGUGGACUCGAAUGCGGUGGACACUUACGACAGCGGGGAUGAGUGGGAUAUUGGUGUAGGCAACCUGAUCAUUGACCUUGACGCCGACUUAGAGAAAGACAAGCUUGAGAUGUCUGGCACCAAGGACGGGGACGGAAUGGCUGCUGCUUCUAGUGCCGUAGCGGCAUUGCCGGACAACAUUAAGUUCAUUAACCCAGUGCCUCCACCUCCGAUCAAGGACAGCAAAUCCAAAGCUAAACGUAGCAAAAAUUCCAAGGACAAUAGCAAGUCCUCAACCCCUGAUGGGGCUAAGAAAGAUACCCAGAGACGGACCCCAAAUGAGGGCUGUGGGCCAACCUCGGGAAGUAGUUCUACAACUUUACCCAGCUCUGGGAAAGGUUCCGAUAAGAGUAAUAAGACUUCCCGUAACGUUCAGAGUGGAAAAAAGGACAAGGACGGCUCUGGGAAAAGCAAAAAAGAGAAAAAUGAAGGGGGACAAACUGGGGCCGUGCCCCAAGAAAAGGACCCAGCGACCCAGGGUUUGCCUUUAGAGCAGGCCCGCAAUACCCCAUUUGAGGGGGCACAAAAUACGGAUGGUGCAGAGCAACUAGGGAAUAUUACGCUCGAUACUGCUGUAAUAGUCGCACCGUUGACUAUCAAGAGCGAACCAGAGGAAGUGGAAAAUAAUGACUGCAGGACCAUAAAGAAAGUAAAAAGCGAGAAGAUGGAGUCUCCGGUGUCUACGCCGGCACCGCCACCGCUCCAUCUCCUCGCACCUGUCGGCAACAGCGACAUCUCCUCCUCAUGCGAGCAGAUCAUGGUUCGCACGCGCUCGGUGGCCGUCAACACCUCUGAUGUGGCUCUUGCCACUGAGCCGGAGUGUCUGGGACCCUGUGAACCCGGAACCAGUGUCAACCUGGAGGGCAUAGUCUGGCAGGAGACGGAGGACGGUAUGCUGGUUGUAAAUGUUACUUGGAGGAACAAAACCUAUGUGGGCACCCUUUUAGACUGCACUCGACAUGACUGGGCGCCCCCACGGUUUUGUGAGUCACCCACAAGUGACUUGGAGAUGAGGAACAGUCGUGGGCGGGGUAAGAGAAUGAGGCCCAAUAGCAACACGCCAGUCAAUGAGAACAGCAACUCUUCUGAUAAUAAAGGCAGCAACAACAGCAAGACACGAGCUGCGUCCAACAGUAAGGGUCGACGGGGUAGUCAGAAUUCCUCUGAACGUCGCACCCCACCAAACAGUAAUACUGAGGAUGUAAAGGCUAGCCCAUCAUCUGCUAACAAACGCAAGAACAAACCUGCCUCAGACAUGGAGCCCAAUUCCAGUUCAGAGGACACAAAGGGUAGCAAACGUAUGCGGACCAGUUUGAACAGUGGAAUACCUCACCCUAUUCUUCCCCUCUCCAACAUCAAAGCAGACCCAUUUCCCCCUUCUUUGGACCGCAACUGCCCCUCACCAGUGCUCAUUGACUGUCCACAUCCCAACUGCAACAAGAAGUACAAGCACAUUAACGGCUUGAAAUAUCACCAGGCUCGUGCUCACAAUGACGAUGACAUCAAGCUAGACAUAGAUGGCGAUAGUGAAUAUGGUGAGGACUCCACUUUGCACCCAGAGCCAGGCAGUUGCAAUGGUGCAUCCAUUUCCCAGAAGGGCUGUGCGUCUCCAGCACGGUCGAUCACCCCCAAAGGCAGAGGAUUUGAUGCGCAGAGCUCAUCACCCUCGUCAGGCAGAUUCAGCUCCAAGCAGCCUGGCAAGAAGAAACUAGAUGCUGAGCAUGAUUCUGGUGUGCCUAUGGAUGGCUGUGAAGAUGGCCCCUGUCUUACAGAUGAGACGAGCAAUGAUGGCAUUGAUGAUAAAAAAGGCUUGGAUAAAGCCAAGAAGUCUGGCAGUGGUACUAAGGCAGACAAGCUUGCUCAGAAGGGAACUAAGUCAGCAAGGCCCCUUGUUCCCUCCUUACCACCACAACAGUUGUAUGGCUUACCAACAGCUGGAUUUCCUGCCCCCAAUUCUGGAUCCUCCUCUAGUAUGGGCUCUGUGGUCCAGUCCAUUAGCAAAAGCCCCCAACUAAAAACUAUUCAACCCAAACCAGCAGUAAUGGGAGACCCGACAGUGAACCCAGCCUUGAGCGGCUCUAAGGACAAGAAGAAGAAAGAAAAGAAAAAGAAAGAGGGUGGUAAGGAAGGAGACAGUCCAAAAGCCCCUGGAAAAGGAGGGAAACCUGAAGAAGGUAAGAGCCCAUAUUCUGAGAGCUCAGACCAAGGUAGCAAGAGUGAGGGGCUGUUAAAUGGUUCCACAGACCCUCAUCAGAGUCGGCUAGCCAGCAUGAAAGCAGAGGCAGACAAAAUCUACAGCUUUUCUGACAAUUCUCCCAGUCCAUCCAUUGGUGUAGCCAGUCGGAUAGAAAGUGGUGGAAUGGCACAACCUCUCACUCCACUUCAUGUGGUAACCCAAAAUGGGGCAGACAACUCUUCUGUGAAGACCAACAGCCCAGCAUACUCUGACAUCUCUGAUGCUGGGGAGGAUGGUGAGGGCAAAGUGGAGGGUGUGAAGGUCAAGUCUGAGGAUCAGGCUGUUCGUGAAGGUGCCAAGAAAUCCUUGUUCCCACCCCAACCACCAAAUAAAGACUCCUCUUAUUUCCCAGGUUAUGAAGCCUACUACUCGCCCAAUUAUGGAAACCCAAACCCCAGUCCAGGAGUCUCAAACACUGCCACAUCGUUGCAAGAUGGUGCAGUAAAAGUGAAGAAAGAGGAAGAACCAGGGAACGACAAGAGCAAAUUGGAACAACCUGAAGAUCGAAAGCCAGACAUAGGUUCAUCCUCUCAGCAGCAACAGCAGCCUUCAGUCAUUCAGCAACGUUCUAGCAUGUUCAUGCAGCCCCUUUAUUACAAUCAGUAUGCCUAUGUAUCUCCCUAUGGCUAUUCCCCAGAUCAGGCCUACCAUAACCACCUGAUGAGCACAAACCCUGCUUACAGACAACAGUGUGAGGACCGGCAGCGACAAGCAGCCGAACAGCAUCGUGUUGUUGAGAAGAAGUCAGAGGCUGCUCAGAAGGACAGGGAAGCCACUAUGAAGUCUGAAGAAUGGAAGCAGAAAGCUUCAGUUCCCCCUACCUUGUCUAAGGCUCCAAGCCUCUCAGACUUGGGCAAGCCCUCCCCACAAGGCAAGCCCAAAGAUCCCACAGAUCCAGGCAAGUCAGUCAUUAUCCCUAAAGGGGAAGAUGGCAAGGGGCAGACCCAGCAGGGUGAGGGUUUAAAAAUGAAGCUAAGUGAAGCAGGACAUCAUGGAAAGGAUGAGCAGAAACUAGGCCUAGAUUCUGGAAGGUCGGCUAUGGAGCAGGCCAUGUACAUGUAUAGACAGGAGCCGGACUCUCGACUGUGGCCCUAUGUGUACCCCAGCAAGUACCCCGAUGCUCAGAAACAGAUAGAUGAUGAGAGGUGGAAGGAGGAGAGAGAACGUGAUCGUGAGCGAGAACGGGACAGAGAUCGGGACAGAGACCGCGAAAGAGACAGGAAGGGCAAAGAUGAAAGGCCACGUCCUAAAGACAUUCCCUCUAAAGAGGAAAGCAGGGAAGGGGCAGAGCCACGAACCUCAUCGGCCUCAGAGGAGCAUAGAGGAGUCAGCAAAGACCCACGAGCACAUAUGCAGUUCUCCUCACCUCUGCCGCAGCACCAGUCAUAUAUGUCCUACAUGCAUGGAUACCCCUAUAGCCAGGGCUAUGACCCCAGUCAUCCGGGAUACAGGGUGAUGAUGCAGAAUUACCCUCCGUCGUACCUGUCGCCAGGAUACUCUUUUUCCCCGUAUGGCAGUAAAAUGCCCCCUGGUGAUGAGGGCGAGAAGGCUCGUGCCAGUCCUACAGUGAGUGGCAAGUCUGCAUCUGAGUCCAAAGCCUUGGACAUCCUGCAUCAGCAUGCUAGCCAUUACAAGAGCAAAUCGCCCACGGUGGGUGAAAGGACACCCCAUGAAAGAGAUCGAAGUGGGAGUGAGAGGGAGAGAGAUAACGAACGUCCAAGAUCUUCGCCCUCUCACCGAAUCAUGCCCUCUCACCAUCACCUGGGUUACCCACUACUCCCAGGACAGUAUGACUUGUCCUAUGCUACAGGUAUCUCCUCUUCAGCUAUUGUUGCCAGUCAACAAGCCUCUGCCCCCUCACUGUACCCCCCAGCACGGAGGUGAGAAUGAGAGAAGUGACUGGCUGUUUUUCUGCAGACAUGUGACUGGUUCACAUGAGGACAUAGUGUGGAGCUUGUUACGACAUCAGAUCAAUGAUGUUCCUGAUUUAUUUUUGGUUUCCCGGAUUUCCCGGCAUCUUUGACCACCAUCGUCGGAGAAAGAAAGUGGAUGCCCAGCCUCGUAAUCGUCCAACUCCACCCCACCUCCGCCUGCCUCUGGAAGCGCACGUCCAGGUGCCCACCUCUCUGUGCUGCUGACUACAUACUCAGGAGAGAGGAGACACGGCCUGUCUGCAGAGAACCUCAUGAUGUGCAAGCUCUCUGAAACAUGGACCUACAGAGUGUGGGAAAUCUCGAAUGAACCCGGAAACAAAGACAUUCUGGAAGUCACUACAUUGUUGUGCUAAAGCGUGGGCCUUUAUGGAAAGCAUGAAGUGCUACUGUUCUGGACUGCUGCUCUAGAGCCCUGAGGAUUACUAUGUUGUUUGUUUUUGUUUUUUUUAUUGAGAGAAGGAUGCCAGCAUAUUGGCUGUCACUUUUCAGAUUUCUACAUAUACAUAAUCCCUCGCACUCUGUCUGUGGACUAUGCAAGUGGAUAAGACUUGAUUUCUUCACUCAGAUCAUUCAGGGCAGUAAACAUUUACUAUUGCGACACCAUCGUGUCCACAUUCUUGAUCUCUGGUAGACUGAAUCAUCUGUUUUUUUGUUGUUGUUUUUUAAAGGCAUUUGUUUUAAAACGCACUUCCGCCGUCUUCAAUGUUAAUUUUUCUUAUUUUAUGUCCUUUUAUUGCUUUUCAUUUUCAACUGUGGAUAAUGAACAUGUCGCCUAGAGUCAUUGGACAUUUUGCUGUGCAAGUCAAAAGCAGCAGAUUUUUUUUUCUAACCAGGACAAGGAAAUGUGUUGUUAUUGGUUGGUUCAGCAAUGGCCUGUGUUUCACUUCCGUAUGGACUUCUGACAGUUGGAUUGUCCGGGUUGUGAAGGGAAGAUGAGACAUCGGCUGCUCUCGGAGAUUAAGUGUUCCCAUUGGCGACAACUUUGAAUUCCAAACUGGACUCAAGGAAUUGGAGGUUUUUCUGGCCUGUAUUGCAGCAUUAACGUUGUACACAGGGCUAGCUGCUCUUCCCAAGCCCAGCUCUUGUGAUUUGACAGUCAAUUGGGGCACAAUAUGUUUGUUUGCCAAUGGAGUUACCAGACUGUACAGAACUGUGUUUGUCUGGUCACAAACUGAACUCUUUACUCAUGGAUACAUUGAUAUGCUGCUUGCUAAUCUCGUGCUAGACUGCAUGAGUGAAGUCCGAUGGCAGAUCUUCAAUGCUUACAGCGAUCUGAUAACCCCAAGAGAGGCGUAGAGCCAGCAACCACUGUCUGGACUUCAAACUUGGGUCGGCCCGAACUGAUCCACAGACUCACCAGACAAGGAAGACUGUGGCUGGAAACAUACGCUCUGCCUGCUGCUGUUGGAAAUCCAGGAUUUAAAAGAGGCUUUCGAACGUUCCCUCACUUUCUUCUGUUUGUCUGCAUGGUGUAAUUCAGCAGUCGGUAAAAGCAUUAACCCAAACAGAGAGCAAAGCGACAUGUGCAGGCGUCCUUCCUCUUCUCCCUCACUAUGUGCUUUGUAUAUAUUGUACAAAAGGAAUUAUUUUAAAAAAGGUUGUUGGAUGCUAUCUGAUUUUCUUACUAUCUCUUUUUUUUUUUUUUUUUUUUUUUUUUUGGUCUUUUAGCCUUUUUUUCUACCAUUGUUGACAUAUUUUCAACAUGUAGCUGGUAUAACAGCUUUAUAUUGGAAGUGUUUUUUUUCUACUUUUUCUACCCCUCCUCUUCAACAGCAAGUCAGUCCCACUCCGCUCUAAACUUUGUAGAAGCACAUCUUACUGCGGUUUACUCUUUGUGUUACUGUUUGUAAUACCGUCAUGGGAUUUUUAGUCUGCACCCCUUUCGAAUAUAUAGCCAAUGUCAGGAACAAAGACAAAAUGGGGAGGAAUUUACAACAAGAGUCCGGUGCUAUCUGUUGCUGGUUUUUCCAGUUCUUCAUUUUGCAGUUAUUGUCUGAAUAUGAAACUCUCAGGAGAGCAUAUUUAAAAUCUGAGCCUUUGAAAUCAUUUUGGCAUGUUCAUUGUUCUCAGCUCUAUUCUGGAAAACUUGAUUAUGGAAAGCCACAGGGAAGAAUGCAUUUUUCAAAAUACUAAAUAAUUUAUAGUGAGGAGGCAGCUUUUCCUCCCAUGUUAAACAUGACAAUUUGUUUUCCGCCUUUUUGUGCGAUGACUAAGUAUAGUCUGUAGUGAACAGCACCAAUUCAUUGCCCUUAUUUAACCUACAAAUCAGCAAAGGAACACAGGAAAUCAGCAAAUAUUUAAUAUCUGUAGGGUGGGUUCUUUUCUCCUUUGUUAAGAAUGCUAAUUUCAAGCCUCCCCUUGUCUGUUUUGAACUAAAACUUAUGUAAAUGAGGCCUCAUGUGUGCACAAUUCUAGUUUUAUUUUGUUGCAGGAAAGGCUCAGGCCAGAACCAUUUUUUUUUUUUUUUUGUAUCCUUUCAAAGUGGCGAUGGAAAACGUAACAUGUUAUAUGCUUAUUUAGGUCCUGUUUUCGCUACCUAAACUCAAAACGCAAACAAUAACAAUUCUAACAGAUUGUACUGCAGCACUGGUCUCGGCGACAAAAGGCAACAUCUCGCCGCGCAGUACAUGCUAAUAAGAGUGUCAGCAUUUUUAUAUAGAGUAAUAACCUCACUUUUAAUUGUUCUGUCUUUGCUUGUUUAGCCAGUAAACCUGUGCUGUCUGGUGACUUGAUUCAUAAUUGUUGAGGGAAAAAAGCGCUUGAUUGUUUUAAUUUAUUUUUUGAGGGUUCUUUUUUGUUGAUGAUGAUGAUGUUGUUUUUUAGUAAGUUUUCACCUCAUAGAAAGAUGAAGCAACCGGUUUUAACAGUUCACACCUUUGUUCAUAUUUGUCUCAGACGGUGCUAAUAUAGCCUGCCCUGGGUGAUCCUCAUGGGAAGAGAUGAGAGAUUUCUCUUUUUAUUUUCUAUUUUCCAAUCUAAUUAGGCCCCUCCCUUAAUCCGUCCCACUACUCAUGCCCCGCCCACCCCAAAUCAGCAGAGAGCAGCGGCUUGGUGUCUGUCAUCGGUACUUGAAAGAAAGAUGUUUACACCAGUUCAUUUGUGUUUGGAUGCAUUUCUCUUUGUAAAGCAUCACUCGCUCUUUCCUUGCCUACUUCACUGUCUCGCUGCCUCUGUCUCACUCUCUCUUCCUAGGGAUCUCUUAUGUAAAGUGUAAAUUGCUACAUUUUUUUAUACAAUACUGUAACUUGCCUUUGUACAUUUAGGCAGAAAAUAAAUCUUUUUAUGAGACAAUCA